Molecule: messenger RNA, 2005 nt
Organism: Gadus chalcogrammus (walleye pollock)
Lineage: Eukaryota; Metazoa; Chordata; Actinopteri; Gadiformes; Gadidae
Product: nucleotidyltransferase MB21D2
Exons: 2
Coding region: 47-1567 (506 amino acids)
Source: RefSeq, a predicted model, not a curated record
UUUUCCUUGUUUCCUCCGCCCAACAGACGGAGGAGGUGUUUGUAACAUGGCUGCCCCUGCGCUCUCUAGUCGGGCUGGGUCGGUGGGGAGCCUCGGCAGCAGCCCCACGGCUACCCCCGGUUCCUCCAACAACAACAACAAGAGCCUGCAAGCCUGCCCAGAGCUAGACUUCAGGUCCGGGUCCCGGGUGGACGAGCUAAACCGCCUCAUCCAGGAGUUUAGCAAACAUGACCAGCGUGAGUAUGACGACCAGCGGGCUCUGGAGAUCCACACGGCCAAGGACUUCAUCUUCUCCAUGCUUGGCAUGGUUCAGAAGUUGGACCAGAAGUUGCCUGUGGCCAACGAGUACCUGCUGCUGUCAGGAGGGGUCCGGGAGGGCGUGGUGGACAUGGACCUGGACGACCUGAGUGUCUACGCCCGGGGAACGGACUAUGACAUGGACUUCACCCUGCUUGUACCGGCGCUCAAACUCCACGACCGGAACCAGCCCGUGACGUUGGACAUGCGGCACUCGGCGCUGUGCCACUCCUGGCUGAGCCUUCGUCUGUUCGACGAGGGCACCAUCGCCAGGUGGAAGGACUGCUGCACCGUGGUGGACCACAUCAACGGAGCCACCAACUUCUUCUUCUCGCCCACGCUGGUGGCCGACUGGUUCUACCAAUCCAUCUCGCUGGUGCUGCUGGAGGUGCAGAAGAAGCCUCAGAGGGGCAUGCCGCGGGUGGAGAAGGUGGAGCGCAACGGCACCAUCAUCUCCGUCAUCCUGGGCGUGGGCAGCAGCCGCAUGCUCUACGACAUCGUGCCGGUGGUCUCCUUCAAGGGCUGGCCGGCCGUGGCCCAGAGCUGGCUCAUGGAGAACCACUUCUGGGACGGAAAGAUCACCGAGGAGGAGGUGAUCAGUGGCUUCUACCUGCUGCCCGCCUCCUCCUUCAAGGGCCGCAAGGAGAACGAGUGGAGGCUGUCGUUCGCCCGCAGCGAGGUGCAGCUGAAGAAGUGCAUCUCGUCCAGCCUGAUGCAGGCGUACCAGGCCUGCAAGGCGCUGAUCAUCCAGCUGCUGUCGCGGCCUAAGGCGGUCAGCCCCUACCUGCUGCGCAGCCUCAUGCUGUGGGCCUGCGACCGCCUGCCCGCCCCCUACCUCUCGCAGGAAGACUUCUCGGCCCACUUCCUGUUGGGGCUGAUCGACGACCUGCAGCACUGCCUGCUCAACAAGAUGUGCCCCAACUACUUCAUCCCACAGUGCAACAUGCUGGAGCACCUCUCGGACGAGGCGGCCAUGCUGCACGCACGCAAGCUGUCGUCGGUGCGCUCCGACCCGGCCGAGCACCUGCGCUCCACCAUCGAGCACGCCAAGGCCGCGAACCGCCUCAGCUCGGAGCUGCAGUGGCGCGGCGGGGGCAGCAACCCGCCCUCGCCGCAGUCGGACGCCGGCGGGGAGAGCCAGCCCGACGACCGGCUGGCCAAGAAGCUCCAGCAGCUGGUCACGGAGAACCCGGGGAAGUCCAUCUCCGUCUUCAUCAACCCCGACGACGUCACCAGGCCUCACUUCCGCAUCGACGACAAGUUCUUCUAAGAACACGCGUUUCCACAACCCCCGUCCUCUCCUUCUCCUCUCCUUCUCCUCCUAGUGGCCUCUCCUCUAACUGGAUGGAUAUUUUUUUAUCUUUAUUUUUUCACCAAGUGACGUUACAUGAUUGUUUUCCUUCUUUCCUUCCCUUGUCUUCUGUUAUCUAAGGUUCCUAUGGGCCUUUACUGACUGGACGCUCAGCUUUGAAGCUGAAGGGUAAAAAUAAAACUGCGUUUGUCAUCGUCCAAUCAGCGAGCUGGUUCCAGACACUAAGAUGGCAGCUCAACAGGGCUUUUUUCCCCACAAUGCUUUUAACUUCAAAUGUGAAAUGUCCUGUGUUCCGAGUCUUAGAAGAUACCCACAGUCUCUAACUAACCAAAACUGUUCAGAAUCAUUCAUGUCCCACUAACGGAUCCUAAAUAUGUUUGAGUCCAGAUUGGUGCU